AUGACCUACGAUAAACAAAACAAUGGCAGUCUAGCCAAACCGUUUACACCCACCCUCAGCGCUGCAUUUCAUAGGAGUAACAAGGCUCCCCUGACACCAAAGCUUGCAAGUCCAAGUCCAGGUCCAGGAUUCCCUCGUCGCCUCGCAGACUAUUCCACCCCCUCCAAAGACGACUCCCCCGCGGUCCCGACCUUUCUAAGCGCCAAUGUCACUCCACGAUCUGGUCCUCGAACCACCCGGCGAGAUGGCGCUGUUUACUCCCCCACAAAUAUAUCACCUGCCCCUUCUCCCUCCCCACAUAUACCUUACUCUCAGUCAACAAUCGGUUAUGGCCGUCGAGACCGCAGCCCGGCUCGCGGGGUCAAGCCGGAACAACCCCGAAGUCUAAGGGCGAAGACCCUGACGGCAGAGAACCAGCCUAUAUCACGCCCGAAUUCUUUUUCAGAUAUGACAUCGGGAACUCCACUGUUCUUUCAUGCGUCCGAUGCACGAUCCUCACAUCCCUCGGAGCCGCCAGAUGCCCCUCGCCCGAGACCCCAGGGGAAGACCUCCCCAGCUUCGAGCUUUAUAUAUGCGAACGGAGACGAGGAGCGAAAAUCGCUAGGGGAACAAUCGAAUGUUACAUCCACUUCUGCCAAACGUCGAUCGGGUGGUCUUCCCCGCCCCCUGCCCGCCAGUAAACCAGCAUCUUCCACCUCGCGCUUGAGUUCUCCCGGGAUUUCAGACGCUUCACACCCUUCGGAAGAUUCCAGGUUACCAUACAUCGCCAGCUCUGAUAAUGGACUGGGAAUUAUCCCGCGUUUUGGCUCGCCGUCGUCUAGCACAAUCGGCGAGAAAACACGACCGACACCGAUCCGACAUACCAAGUCCUCAAGUGUGGACAGCCGCCAUAGCCAUCAUCCACAAGAUGGCUUGCGAGCAAGCCCGAUCAUCGUAUCCGGGACCCAUUUUCGUGAAGGGGCAACGCCCGUGAUGUCGGAGCAGAUCCCCACCCUUCGCCCUCGCAUCUUCAGCAAUGGAUCAACCGUCUCAACUGAUACAUACCCUCCUGUACCGCUCAGUCCCGGGAAAUCCGAAGGUCCGAGCGAGGCAGCUCUCAAUGCGCGUACCGAGCGCAAGAUCAUGGACUUGGAAAUUAGCAACUCUUCACUACUAGCCAUCAAUCGUACGCUGGAGCGCGAAAUGCGGCAACAAAAGGCAGAACUUCGGCGGUUCCGGCGACUAAGCCGCUCGGGACGGAUAUCAAUGGCACCUUCCACCCGUUCAUUCUCCGGGGCACUAUCAGUAACUAGUGAGCUGGAUGAGGGCGAAAGCGAGAUUUCCAAUCGAUCCCCAGAUGAUAUGUCUGACAUCACCGAUGAUGAUUCAAUUGUGGACGAAAGUAUCAUGAGUCCGGGCUCGCUGGCCGAGCAUGAUGCCAAGCACCGUGUCAAUGAUGAGAAACGCGUCAUGCUUGACUUGGCGCGACACCAGGAGGUCCUGGUGGACAGCCAGAGGAUGAACCAAAGCCUCAAGCGCUGUCUCGGAUGGACCGAAGAACUCAUCAAGGAAGGACAGCGGGCCCUUGAGUACAAUGUCCACAUUCAAGACAUUGAACUGGGUGGCCGAGUCCUAGCGCCUGAAGAGUUGGGCGAAAUUGGUGAGAGCGGCCGGGGUCUUUUGAGCCCUUCAACCGAAUACCCCUCAACCGAAUACAAAGCUGUCUUUUCUCCUGUGCUGUCCUCCGAGGUGUUUGUUGAAUCGCCAUCUAUUGGAACAAUAUCUUCUACGCCAUCUAUUUCUGCUGAUCCGAGUCCAUGA
Penicillium concentricum is the source of this 1800-nucleotide messenger RNA. RefSeq lists its product as uncharacterized. The record is from RefSeq and is a predicted model, not a curated record. The transcript has a single exon. Bases 1 to 1800 code for a protein of 599 amino acids. NCBI's taxonomy places the organism in Eukaryota, Fungi, Ascomycota, Eurotiomycetes, Eurotiales, Aspergillaceae.